AUGAACUUCAACGACCCCCAGUGGUCCCACAUGUGGUAUCUGAACCGUGGCAACGGACGCGACAUGAACGUGAAGAAGGCUUGGGCGGAGAACCUCACGGGUCAGGGCAUUGUGGUCACGAUAUUGGACGACGGGCUGGAGAAGGACCAUCCGGACAUCAAAAGGAAUUACGAUCCGAAAGCCAGUUUCGACGUGAAUGGAUUCGACGAUGACCCAGAGCCACGAUACGACAUGGCCGAUUCGAAUCGGCACGGGACUCGGUGCGCCGGCGAAGUCGCAGCAACUGGCAACAAUUCCAUCUGCGCCGUUGGGGUCGCCUUCAAUGCCCGUGUCGGAGGUGUGCGUAUGCUGGACGGAUUAGUGACAGACGCGGUGGAGGCCAAGUCCUUGCGGUUGAACCAAGAUCACAUCGACAUCUACUCCGUGUCUUGGGGACCUGACGAUGAUGGCAAAACUGUAGAUGGACCCGGGCCACUCGCCACCAAAGCCUUCAUAGAUGGGGUCACUCAGGGUCGCAAAGGGAAAGGGUCAAUAUUCGUUUGGGCUUCGGGAAAUGGUGGGCGUGAGCAUGACAACUGUAAUUGCGACGGCUACACGAAUUCCAUCUGGACGUUGAGCAUCAGCUCGGCGUCGGAGCACGGAGACGUUGUGACGACAGAUUUGCAUCACGGGUGCACACAGACGCAUACGGGAACUUCUGCUUCUGCUCCGUUGGCUGCCGGAAUUUGUGCCUUGUCCUUGGAGGCGAACAAUGAUUUAACUUGGCGAGAUUUGCAGCACAUUGUUGUUCGCACAGCGCGACCGGAAAACCUCAACGCGCCUGACUGGCAGGUCAACGGGGUUGGGCGAAAUGUGAGUCAUUCAUUCGGGUACGGGAUGAUGGACGCCUACGCGAUGGUGAAAUUGUCUCGGACGUGGCGCAGAGUCCCGCCGCAACAAACUUGCCACAUUCCGGCCACCCAUUUCAACAAGAAAAUCCCAGCCAAAUCUCAAGUGAAUUUGGCGCUGGAAAUCAAGCCAUCCGACUGUCCAAAUAUAAAUUAUUUGGAACACGUUCAGGCGAAGAUCACGUUGCGGGCGACGCGUCGGGGAGACAUGGAGAUUUAUCUGACUUCAUCUGCCGGCACGCGAUCGACACUGCUGGCACUCCGUCCUCAGGACACGUCACAUGCCGGGUUCACGGAAUGGCCGUUCAUGACGGUUCAUUCGUGGGGCGAGAACCCUUUCGGGUUCUGGCAGCUGGAGAUCCACAACGAAGGACGUUACUUGGGUGAGUUGACAACUCCCAACUUCGCGGUUGUGGUGCUAAAGAGGCUCAAAGAUGGGGAAUCUGGGCGCGUUGUUUUUUCGGUUGCGACUUCGUGCAUUGUCAUUCUCAUCGAUGUCCCAAAAAGACGUGCGGAUCUGGUGGACUGGUCCUUGAUAUUGUACGGGACCAAGGAGCGGCCCGAGGACUACGUGGCGGACGCGGAAGUGGCGGAGUCGGAAUCGGACUCGGAUGACCUGAUGCGGGACUACGAUGCUCUGCGGAAGCCGCAUCGGGGUCGGAACCCGUCCCCCGGGCCCACCAACAAUAUCCACACCCUGGACACCAAGGACUUUUACGCCCCGCAUCACGACGUCCGGCUCCAGCCGGCCCGCAGCGAGGGUAACCGCUCCUUUUGGACGUUCGCCGCCGCCGUCAUGCGCUGGCAGCCGCCGCGGCAGCAGCACGGCCCGUUUUAG
Molecule: messenger RNA, 1725 nt
Organism: Notodromas monacha
Lineage: Eukaryota; Metazoa; Arthropoda; Ostracoda; Podocopida; Cyprididae
Source: the annotation of a GenBank genome assembly